AUGGCAGAGAACCACGAGACGGACCUGAUCACGGCUGCUCUGGAACACCACCAAGAAGCGCUAAACUUAUUUAUCUCCCAUCUUGCUACUCUGAACGCGCAUUCCUGGGUUACAUUCCCGGCCUUGUGGUUCUUCAUUCUCUAUGAACAGACGUACGGGGAGGACCCGAGGGUCAUGGAGGCGCAUCUUCGAGGAGUGAGGGAUGUCAUUGCAUCUCACGGCAGGACAAUUCUGGCAUCCUCUUUGAUUGACGAUGGUAGCUCAUCUGGUGAACCGGAAGAGAGAUUUCGGGUCCCUCCUAAGAUGAUCAACCGGAUAGCUUUGUGGACUAUUCACCAGGACGCAAAGGCAUCGACAUUCGGUCUUGGCGGGAGCAUGAUAUAUUUGCUGAAUGAGAAAUAUCCGGACUCAAUAGACCGGAUAUUCGAGGAUUCGAGCACGGCCUUACAAGAUGCUUGGGGCUUGAUGUACCCCGCCGUUGAAGAUCUGUGGGAUAGACAGGUCCAUGAGAUGUUCAGAUUGGUCCACGAGAACACAAUGCUACGGUAUCAACUCGCCAAGAUAGAGAAAGAGUAUUAUGAAGAUGAAGGAAAAGGAAAAACAUCACGCAAAAUAAUGCAAUUCGGCCGCGAUUUGAAACUCCUGGAGAAGAAAUUCUUGCCCUUCAUGGAACCUACUCUUUCACGCAGGAUUGAAAGAAGUGCGCUCCUCUCGAAUAUGUGCGUCAUAGUAGCCGAGUUCCUGGCCCUAGUUGUCCAAUAUGAAAGAUUAGCAUAUGAUGUUCAGUCUUUGAGCCUUCCAAAACUUCUCCAGGUCUGUGCAAGUCUCUACGAGUACGAGGGCCCGAAUUUUUUACGACAUGUGGCAUGGGCUUUGUUAGUUGCUGGGUUUGAGACCGAGGACUCCGUCUACCAGUCCUGGAUUAUUGAGAGGUUCGCGCAACUCCAAAAGAGUGGGAAUAACAUGAGGCAAGCCAUGAUUCUUUUACAGGCGGUGUUUCUGGAAAAGCGGACUUCCACGAAGCCUAUACGGUAUAGUGAGUGGCUUAGAGAUGACCGCUUCAAGAAAUUCUCCAUCUAG
Molecule: messenger RNA, 1080 nt
Organism: Penicillium odoratum
Lineage: Eukaryota; Fungi; Ascomycota; Eurotiomycetes; Eurotiales; Aspergillaceae
Exons: 2
Coding region: 1-1080 (359 amino acids)
Source: RefSeq, a predicted model, not a curated record